AGAGGGUGCCCUCAGGGUGGCUUAGCCCGGUCAGAAGCCUCUGGAGGGAUUGCGCUACAUCUCUGAGAGUGACCCGGCCAGAAGGGAGCCAAGACAAAGAGUCCGGAACGCCGCACCCUCAGCUUAUUGAGCAGAGCUCGGCGCCUUCGAAUCCGUAGUACUCAGAGUCCCUGGCCAGCGCCCAAGCUCGUUCUCAGGAAACUCAUUUCUACUGCCCCUGGGACUUCCUCUCUCCAUCAAUUCAGUGUGACUCUCUUCAAGUUCUCCAGUCCUUGCUUCCGUACUCAAAACCAACUUUAAAACGCGAGGUUUCACGUCAGUAACUCCCUUGCUGAGCGGUUCUUUUACUGUGAAGGAAAACAAAGACUUGAUAUUCAGUACUUGAUUUUUGCGUGGACUGGAAAUCGAUAGUUUGUAGCCCGAGGGGACGGGGUGGACGCAGAGGUCCUCGGGAAGGACUGGAGGUACUAGGGGAGAUCAGCCGUGACCCCUGGAGAGAGGCUUUUUGUUGCCUUCCACAGGAUGGUCUUUAGAUCCUCUUGAGCCCCCAUAUGGUUCGAACUCACGGUGCAACAUUGAUCUGGGGAGUUAAAUGAGAUCAGAUUCGGAGAAAAUGGGAAAGGAGCAGAUAGUACUAUUUUCUGCAGCUUCCUGGGGCUGCCCUGUAAGUCGUCAAGAAGUGCAGCUUUUUAAAGAUCAUCCUUCUUGCUCAUUGUUAACUUGCUGCCCUGAGAAUGGUGCCACUUAGAUGACCACUUGGAGCAUGUAAGAAGUUAGGCCUGCUCUGGCAAGGCUGUAGACAUGUGAAUACAUUCCUCUGUUAGUGUCAUCUCUACUCUAGGAAGAAACUUCUUUUACACAGAGAGAGACUCAUCUUCAUUUAAUUCUUCAAGGACAUGGGAAGAUAGGUGUAAACCCUGGAACUCUGACUCUUAAUUAAAGGGAAGCUGCUUUCUGCUAUGAAUGAUGGCCAAACCCACUUUGAGAGGGAAUGGCCCUAACUCUGAAACCUUAAGACAACGCUUCAGGAAAUUCCAUUACCAUGAGGUGGCUGGACCUCGGGAGGCUUUCAGCCAACUCUGGGAACUUUGUUGUCGGUGGCUGAGGCCAGAAGUGCGUACCAAGGAACAGAUUGUAGAAUUGUUGGUACUAGAGCAGUUCCUGACUGUCUUACCUGGGGAGAUCCAGAAUUUGGUACAGGAACAAUGUCCAGAAAAUGGAGAGGAGGCAGUGACACUGGUGGAAGAUUUAGAAAGAGAGCCUGGAAGACAUGGACCUUCGGUCACAGUCUCUGUGAAGGGGCAGGAAGUGCACUUGGAGAAGAUGACACCCCUGAAAUCAUCACGAGAGUUCUUAAGUGUUCAGCAGGAGUCAAUGGAACCCCAGCCCAGGAAUGUACCCAAGAAAGAGAGGGCAAGAAGUCCAGACCUGGGACCACAGGAACAGAUGAACCCAAAGGAGAAGCUCAGACCUUUUCAAUGGAGUGCAGGAUUUCCAUUUCCUAAAUCCGGUGUGGUCUCCAGGUUGGAGCAGGGAGAGCCAUGGAUCUCAGAUCUGCUGAGCUCCAAAGAGAAAGAAGUCCCAAAAGGCAGCCACACAGGUGAUAGACAAGUACAUGCUGAUAUACUAUCAUCCAAGAGAGAGAGAAACUGGGUGGAAAAGGAUCACUGGGGCUUUGAGGAUGAGAAGGUGACAGGUGUACACUGGGGCUAUGAAGAGACCAGAACUCUCCUUGCAAUUCUUAGCCAAACUGAAUUUUAUGAGGCUCUCCAAAACUGUCAUCGAAACAGCCAAGUAUACGGGUCUGUGGCUGAGAGACUCCGGGAGUAUGGUUUCUUCCGAACCCUGGAACAGUGUCGGACAAAGUUCAAAGGUCUUCAGAAGAGCUAUAGGAAAGUCAAGAGUGGCCACCCACCUGCGACCUGCCCCUUCUUUGAAGAAAUGGAGGCACUGAUGAGAGCUCAGGUCAUUGCUCUGCCUAGUAAUGGCCUUGAAGAGACAGCCUCUCAUUCUGGCCAGGUGAGUAGUGAUGCAGAGACUAAGGAGCCAGGACAGGAGGCCUGGCAGCAUGAGGAAGGAGCAGAAACAGCUUUGGCUGAGGCUUCUGACAGUGAUGAAUUGGACCUGGAGGCCACCCCCCAGGACUCAACUGCACCUGUCCUGUUCCGAAGCCCAAGUGGUGUACACUGGGGCUAUGAAGAGACCAAGACUUACCUUGCAAUUCUUAGUGAGACUCAGUUUUAUGAAGCCCUCCGUAACUGUCAUCGCAAUAGCCAGUUAUAUGGAGCAGUGGCUGAGAGAUUAUGGGAAUAUGGCUUCCUCAGGACUCCAGAGCAGUGUCGGACCAAAUUUAAAAGCCUACAAACCAGCUAUCGGAAAGUCAAGAAUGGCCAAGCACCAGAGACCUGUGCAUUUUUUGAGGAGAUGGAUGCUUUGGUGAGUGCCCAGGUUGCAGUUCCAUCUAGUGAUGGCCAGGAAGAAGAGAUAGUGUCUUGCCCCAUCCAGGGAAACAGUGAGGAAGAAGUUGAGAAGCAAGCUGAGGAUGCAGAAGAGGCCAUAGAAGAAGAUUCUGAUGAUGAUGAAGAGGAUACUGAGAUACCCCCAGGGGCUGUCAUGAACCGUGCUCCAGUCUUAUUCCAGAGUCCCAGUGGUUUUGAAGCUGGAUUUGAGAAUGAAGAGAAUUCAAAACGGGAUAUUUCUGAGGAAGUACAACUGCAUAGGACAUUACUUGCAAGGUCUGAAAGGAGAAUUCCCCGUUAUCUUAAACAAGGUAAAGACAGUGAGAGUGAAUGUAGAUCAGGAAGACCGUGGGAAAAGACACUAGAGGAGAAGAGAGGAAAACUGACACUCUCAGAGAAGAGUUUAGGUAAAAUCAUAAGUCAUCAAAGACUUUGCUUGGGAGAGAAACCCUUUAAAUAUCUCAGAUAUGGUAAAAGCUUUGGCCCAAACUCCCAUCUCACACAUCAGAUUUCCCCCCAGGUAGAAAAUCCAUAUAAAUGUGCUGAUUGUGGGAAAAGCUUCAGUCGGAGUGCCCGCCUCAUUAGACACCGGAGAAUCCACACUGGAGAGAAACCUUAUAAGUGUCUUGACUGUGGGAAAAGUUUCCGUGACAGUUCAAAUUUCAUCACCCAUAGGAGAAUCCACACAGGAGAGAAACCUUAUCAAUGUGGUGAGUGUGGAAAACGCUUCAAUCAGAGCUCAAGCCUUAUUAUUCACCAGCGAACUCACACAGGAGAAAAGCCCUAUCAAUGUGAAGAGUGUGGAAAAAGCUUCAAUAACAGUUCUCAUUUCAGUGCACAUCGGAGGAUACACACAGGAGAGAGACCUCAUGUGUGUCCUGACUGUGGAAAGAGUUUCAGUAAGAGUUCUGACUUACGUGCACAUCACAGAACCCACACAGGAGAGAAACCCUAUGGAUGUCAUGACUGUGGCAAGUGCUUCAGUAAAAGUUCUGCCCUUAAUAAACACCGAGAAAUCCAUACACGAGAAAAGCUUUUGUCACAGUCAGCACCUAAGUAAGCCUCUAAGGAUAAAUAAAGAAAAGAGCCUAAGUACAUUUAUUGUUUGGGAAGUUCCAAUAUCAAGAUCCAUCUCCUAUUCUGUGCCCAACUGGCCUAAGAAGUAAUCCUUAGGGUUUAUAUCAUUGUUUGUUCCUUAAGUUUCUUCUACACCUAUAGCCAAAUUCCCAAUGCAAUCAUUUUAAGAAUAAAAGGAAGAUUUCAGUCCUUCA
Messenger RNA from Marmota flaviventris (yellow-bellied marmot), 3730 nucleotides. It is a transcript of the gene Zscan29, whose product is annotated as zinc finger and SCAN domain containing 29. The record is from RefSeq and is a predicted model, not a curated record. NCBI's taxonomy places the organism in Eukaryota, Metazoa, Chordata, Mammalia, Rodentia, Sciuridae. Gene Ontology annotation, biological process: regulation of transcription by RNA polymerase II. Gene Ontology annotation, molecular function: DNA-binding transcription factor activity, RNA polymerase II-specific; RNA polymerase II cis-regulatory region sequence-specific DNA binding.